AUGGAUUCCAAGAUGCCGUCUUCUGCUGCCCUUUUCGUAGUAUUUAACCUUAUGUUUUUUGUUCUUGGCAAUGGAUGCAACAGUCCAAUGCCAAAACCUAGUCCAAAUCCAAACCCUUCCAUGGGUAGCUGCCCUAGGGAUGCCCUAAAACUUGGUGUAUGCGCAAAGUUGCUCAAUGGAAGUAUUGGAACAGUCGUGGGGAACCCACCGGACCACCCGUGUUGCUCCGUACUAGGUGGACUUUUGGACCUUGAAGUUGCUGUUUGCCUUUGCACUGCAUUGAAAGCAAACAUUCUUGGCAUUAACCUUAACAUUCCUAUUGCAUUGAGUGUUCUUAUUAAUACUUGUGGGAAGAAAUUGCCCUCUGAUUUCAUUUGUGCCUAA
Messenger RNA from Fraxinus pennsylvanica, 384 nucleotides. NCBI's taxonomy places the organism in Eukaryota, Viridiplantae, Streptophyta, Magnoliopsida, Lamiales, Oleaceae. The record is from the annotation of a GenBank genome assembly.